Bombina bombina (fire-bellied toad) is the source of this 976-nucleotide messenger RNA. RefSeq names its product CKLF like MARVEL transmembrane domain containing 8 (gene CMTM8). Gene Ontology annotation, biological process: myelination. Bases 171 to 683 code for a protein of 170 amino acids. The transcript has 4 exons. The record is from RefSeq and is a predicted model, not a curated record. NCBI's taxonomy places the organism in Eukaryota, Metazoa, Chordata, Amphibia, Anura, Bombinatoridae. Gene Ontology annotation, cellular component: membrane. Gene Ontology annotation, molecular function: structural constituent of myelin sheath.
GUGUAGUGACCUCCUGCAGCUGGCACAUUCCCUAGACCUAGCAAACACCUCUCUGGGAAUAAGAUAUGGUAGCACGCCAAGGGCAUUAUUACACCCACUAAGGGCAAGGGGGGUAUGUGUUGGUAUGUGAAGGGGUCUCCCUGAGUGUGCCUGGGAUCUCCGUAGGGGAGAUGGAUGAGGAGCGACCCCGCUCUAACACGGUGACCACCACCAUCAGCACCCAGAGUGACAACUUCUCCAGCAGCGCCAGCUUGUCCUAUGACCGAAACUUCUUAUUAACCCCGCCCGGAGCCCUCCUGUUGGCUGAAACGCUAUUUGGUUUGUUGGUGUGGGCGCUGAUUUCUGCGACAGAAUAUUUCCGAUUUCCUCCUCUAGGCUGGGUUAUCUUCGUAGCUGGGUUUUACUGGGUGCUCUCUACCAGUUUUUUAACUAUGUACAUAACAAGAGCAUUUGCUAGAAUCCCAAAGGUGCCUUGGACAUUAGUAGCUCUAUGUUUUAAUGGAAGUGCCUUCGUUUUAUAUCUCACUGCUGCUGUUAUAGCUGCAACUUCUAUUGACAAAGAAAGACAUCGACAUCACGAUUAUGACAGCUGGAUUGCAUCCUCAGUUUUUGCCUUUCUGGUGACAGUCUGCUAUGCUGCAAGCACAUAUUUUAGUUUUAAGUCCUGGAGAACACAAAGUUAAUAUGGUGUUUAAUUUAUACACACAAUACUAUUACGAUGCAAAUUGCACAUUUGCAUAACUUCACCUUUUUUGUAAUUUUUUUUUUUUUUAAUUUUAGAUUUAUGUUCUUAUAAAUAAACCUAGAAUAGAGUGAGAAUAUAUAAAUAUGCUAGAUAGUCUUUACAAAAAAAACAUUUGCAGAAUGAAUGAAUUUCUGUCAGUUUUAUAUUCGGUAUUGUUCAAAGUUAUUUAACUCCAAAAUAAACAUUGGGCCACAAACAAAGUUGUAAUAAAAGACUUGGGGAAUAAGGAAA